CAGAAUAGCACGUACCACCACAUAACUGUUAAGGAAACUACUUUAACUGCUAAUGCUACGAAACCCAACAAAGAAACCAAGUGCAAUGGAAAAACUCGCAAGUUGCUUUCUCGUACAGUAGUGCACAAUCUUCUCCCACAAUCUCGCUCUCUUGGUCCGAAAAUAAAUCAUGAUGCCCAGAUCUCGUUGUGCCACUGAUUUCGCUGUCUGAAAGUGGGAAGAGUCCACUCUCCCACAAUGAGUGUUUGAAACUGAGAAAUUUCCAUGACCAAAGUCUUAUUUGCCUUCUGAUUUGGUUUGGAACUUUGUUGGACAUGAAAACAAGGCCUUUCUUUUCCCAAGGUUGAUUUGGAAUUGAUGCGUACCAAAACCAAGAGCCUCUUUAUGGCUAAGACCCACUUUGAUUCCAUCAACCUCAGAGUUGUAAUUGAUUUUGUAUGUGUGAACAUGUUGUGGGCCUUUGCUUCUCUGAGGGUGUUCGUUUGCAACUAUGUGCUCUAUGCUUUUCGAUUGCUGCUCGGGUAUAUCUUAAGGUUUCUUCAUUUGGGAGAUGCAAAAGAUGAGGUCAUUGUUCAGAAACUACCACAUGUUGAGAGGAACCAGGUUUCUGAUUCUGAGGUUGAUGGGUUCCGAGAGGAGCUGGUUAGUUUUCUGUUUUGGAGUGAAGAUUUUCAUGGAGAGACAGAGAGCUCUGUUUUUUUCAUGGAGGUUGGUCCUGAAAGUGAGAAAAAAGAUGGAGACACAGAGUGCUCUGUUUUGAUGGAUACCCACUGUGGUGUUCAUGAAGAUGGGGUGAAAACAGAGGUUCCCGCAGAAAGCUUUGUUUCAGAGGAGAUUGAUUCUGAGCCUCACAUUCAUGAAGAUGGAUUUGUUUUUGUGGAGAGUGACUCUGAAAUCUCUUUUAUUGAUGAAGAUAAUAAGGAAAUUGAAAGAGAAGGAGAGGAGUUUGUUUCUAUGGAGACUGACUCGGAUGUUUGUCAAGAUGGUAAACAAAUUGGUGAAGGUGAAACAGAGAGCUCUGUUUUAAUAGAGAAUGACUCUGAUCUCCAUCAUGAAAGUAUGAAGAUAGAAGAGGAAAUAGAAGAACGUGUUUCUUCGGAGAUUGACUCUGUCAUUCAUGGAGAAUUUAAGAAAAUUGAUGAAAAUGAAACAGGGAGAGUAAUUUUAAUGGAGAAUGUCUGUGGUGAAACUGUAAACGAGGAUGUUGAGAAAAUAGAUGAAAAUGAGGAUUCUGUUUUUCAAGAAGAACAGUCUAAUGUUCAUGGUGAUGGUACAAGGAAAGAAGAAAAAGUAGUAGAAGAAGAAGAAGAAUCAUAUGGGCUUGAUUUUGUGGACACUAACUCUGUAACAACCACAAGCAAGUGUGAGUACUUAUCAGGAAAAGAUAUCAGUGGGUUCAUGGAAGAACCAACAACACUGAGGUUCAGUUUUCGAGAAUUUUACAUGGGUCCAGAUGUUUCAACCGUUUCUGACAAUGCAUAUGCCACCACUGAAAUUAUUGCCGACAAGGAAUUUUCAGAGUUUGGUUCAGAGAGAGACCCUGUGGAUCAAGCACAAGCCGAGGAAUCUGUUCAAGAACAGGUUUCAGUUCCUUCUACCCAUGUUCCAUACUUUGAGAAUGAGGUGUUUGGUGGAUCCGAUUCAUCUGAUGAAGAUUAUUUUCUUUACAAUGAAAACUCACUCACAUCUGAUUCAGAGUCAGAGUCAUCUAGCUCAAGUGGUCUAAUCUGGGGCAACAGUAACAAAAUUGAUGAUUCAAUUGUAUACCAGUUUCUGGAUGGUAAAAAGGGUGGUGAAGGAUUUGAACCUGAGAUUCUGAAGCUGAUAAUGAGAGAUGAAACAACAGAAGCUGCGGAGGAGAAGCAAUCUUCAUGUGAUGGAAAGGUUUCAGAAUUUAGUGUUGAUGGAAUUUAUUCUGAAGAUGGGUAUGUGGAAAUGGAACCUUGCAUGAAGGGUUUGAAGUCCUUGAAUGCACAUGGUUUUGGUGGUAAAGACUCUGCCAAAGAUGUGGUCAAAGAUAAAAAAGAAGAGGUGUGCAAGAAUGGGUUGGAGAAAAGUGAAGAAGCUAGGUGGGAAGAUGAAUUAAGUGAAUCAGAAUCUGAUGAGGGUGACUUUGAAUGGGAGCAUGAUGAUUUAGUGGAACAGCUGAAAUUGGAAUUGAAAAAUUCUAGGCAAGGAGGACUUGCCACAAUUUUAGAAGAAGAGGAGGAGGAGGAAGUAGACGAAGACGAAGAAAAGGAAAAGGUGAAGGAAAAGGAGGCAAGAGUGUCUCCAAGAGUGGUUGAAGAUCCUAAGCCAGUGGAAAUUGAAGAGAAGCUUGAAUACAAGGAUCAAAUUGAUGAAAUUGAAAAGGUUUACAAGAGCUAUGAAGAGAAGAUGAAGAAACUUGAUAUCUUGAAUUACCAGACCAUGCAUGCAUUAGGCCUUCUUCAGCUAAAAGACCCUCUCAAAUUAAUUUCAAUACCAAAAUCCACCAUCCAAGGCGCAAAGCCUGUAAUCUCUCAGAACUUGUGGCCACGCAAAGCAACAAAGAACUCAUCUGACCCAUUGAUGAAGCUUGUUCAUGAACUGCAUAGAGAUUUGGAAUUAGUAUAUGUAGGCCAGGUUUGUCUCUCUUGGGAAAUCCUAUCUUGGCAACACAAGAAAGCCCUUGAGUUGCAACAAUAUGAUUCACAAGGCUCUCAUAGGUAUAACCAUGUUGCUGGUGAGUUUCAACUUUUUCAAGUCCUAGUUCAGAGAUUCAUAGAGAAUGAGCCAUUUCAAGGACCUAGGAUGCAGAACUAUGUCAAGAACCGUUGCGUGAUUCGCAACUUGCUCCAAGUUCCAGGCAUAAAAGAUGAUAGUAAAGGAGAUGAGGAUGAGAAUCCUAUUGCAAGUGGAAGGUUAGCCGAUAUCAUCAAGGAAUCAAUGCGGAUGUUCUGGGAAUUUGUUCGAGCAGAUAAAGAUUAUGGGAAUGUGAUCUUUAAAGCAUCACAGCACAACAGAACUGUUCUUAAAGACCCUAUGAUUUCUGGUCUUAUGGUGGACAUUAAGACACAAUUACAGAAAAAGGAGAAGAAGCUCAAGGACAUUGUGAGAACCGGGAAUUGCAUAGUGAAGAAGUUCCAAAAGCACCAUGAAGAUCAACUUGAUCAUGAGCAAUUGGUUGCUCAGGUGGGGUUGAGAUUGAUUUCAAGGGUGAUAAACAUGGCCAAAUUCAGAAAAGAGCAGCUAAUAUGGUGCAAUGAAAAGUUACACCGAGUCAAAUUUUUGAGCAGGAAGAUUGUCCAGGUGGAACCUUCCUUCUUGCUUUUUCCAUGUUGAUUCCAAGUCAAUAUUUUCUUCUCAAUUGUAGAGGAAGAGAAAUGCUAGAGGAGUAGAGAUAGGGAUACCUUUUCAUAGAAAAUGAUAUCCUAGCUUACACAGAAAUUGGGACACACGUCUAAAAAUUCUCACUGUAUAUAUAUAAAUUAUAUACAAGCCUGUUGCUUAUACAUCAUCGUUAUAUAAUAAAUGGCAAGCUUGGUUAGUUCAAUA
Molecule: messenger RNA, 3516 nt
Organism: Cajanus cajan (pigeon pea)
Lineage: Eukaryota; Viridiplantae; Streptophyta; Magnoliopsida; Fabales; Fabaceae
Source: RefSeq, a predicted model, not a curated record